AAGCGGCUGCGGCUCGAGGCGCGGAUCCUGCAGUUCUGUGCGCCGCGCACGGCUCGGGAUAGGCGCCCGCGGUCCUGGGCGGCGCGCACCGCCUCGCCGGCGCUCUGAGCGCUGCCUUUUCCCCCGGGACUCCUUGAACCCCGCCAGCGCUGAGAUUUUCUAAUACAAUGGCAACCCCACGUGGACGAACAAAGAAAAAAGCACCUUUUGAUCAUUCUCCAGACAGCCUUCCUUUGAGGAGCUCCGGUAGGCAGGCAAAGAAGAAAGCAACGGAGGUAGUGGAUGAGGAUGAGGAUGGUGGGUCAGAGAAGAAGUACAGGAAAUGUGAAAAGGCAGGCUGUACAGCAACGUGUCCUGUGUGCUUUGCAAGUGCUUCUGAAAGAUGUGCCAAAAAUGGCUACACAUCCCGAUGGUAUCACCUUUCCUGUGGUGAACAUUUCUGUAACGAAUGCUUUGACCAUUACUACAGAAGCCAUAAGGAUGGAUAUGACAAAUAUACUACAUGGAAAAAAAUAUGGACUAGCAAUGGCAAAACUGAACCUAGUCCCAAAGCUUUCAUGGCAGACCAGCAACUCCCCUAUUGGGUGCAGUGUAUAAAACCAGAAUGUAGAAAAUGGAGGCAGCUUACCAAGGAAAUCCAGCUUACUCCACAGAUAGCAAAGACAUACCGAUGCGGUAUGAAACCAAAUACUGCUGUUAAGCCUGAGACCUCAGAUCAUUGUUCCCUCCCAGAGGAUCUACGAGUGUCAGAAGUUUCCAACCACUGGUGGUACUCCAUGCUCAUCCUACCUCCUUUGCUGAAAGACAGUGUGGCAGCGCCUCUGCUCUCUGCUUACUACCCUGACUGCGUUGGCAUGAGCCCCUCCUGCACCAGCACAAAUCGUGCUGCUGCCACCACCAGCAAUGCCAGCCCUGGGAAGCUGGAGCACUCCAAGGCAGCCCCCUCUGUGCUGGUUCCAGGAAUGAACCGGUACUUCCAGCCCUUUUACCAACCUAAUGAGUGUGGCAAAGCCCUCUGCGUGAGGCCAGAUGUGAUGGAACUGGACGAGCUCUACGAAUUUCCAGAGUAUUCACGAGACCCCACCAUGUACCUGGCUUUGAGAAACCUCAUCCUUGCACUGUGGUAUACUAACUGCAAAGAAGCUCUUACUCCUCAGAAAUGUAUUCCUCACAUCAUUGUCCGGGGUCUCGUGCGUAUUCGAUGUGUUCAGGAGGUAGAAAGGAUACUUUAUUUUAUGACAAGAAAAGGUCUCAUCAACACUGGAGUUCUCAGCGUGGGAGCCGACCACUAUCUUCUCCCUAAAGACUACCACAAUAAAUCAGUCAUCAUUGUUGGGGCUGGUCCAGCAGGAUUAGCAGCUGCUAGGCAACUGCAUAACUUUGGAAUUAAGGUGACUGUCCUGGAAGCCAAAGACAGAAUUGGAGGCCGAGUAUGGGAUGAUAAAUCUUUUAAAGGUGUCACAGUGGGAAGGGGACCCCAGAUUGUCAAUGGCUGUAUUAACAAUCCGGUAGCACUAAUGUGUGAGCAACUUGGCAUCAGCAUGCAUAAAUUUGGAGAAAGAUGUGACUUAAUUCAGGAAGGUGGAAGAAUAACUGACCCCACUAUUGACAAGCGCAUGGAUUUUCAUUUUAAUGCUCUCUUGGAUGUUGUCUCUGAGUGGAGGAAGGAUAAGACUCAGCUCCAAGAUGUUCCUUUAGGAGAGAAGAUAGAAGAGAUCUACAAAGCCUUCAUCAAGGAGUCUGGCAUCCAGUUCAGCGAGCUUGAGGGGCAGGUGCUCCAGUUCCAUCUCAGCAACCUGGAGUACGCCUUUGGCAGCAACCUCCACCAGGUGUCUGCUCGUUCCUGGGACCACAAUGAAUUCUUUGCUCAGUUUGCUGGCGACCACACUCUCCUAACUCCUGGGUACUCUGCAAUAAUUGAAAAAUUGGCUGAAGGGCUAGACAUUCGACUCAAAUCUCCAGUACAGAGUAUUGAUUAUUCUGGAGAUGAAGUACAGGUUACCAUUAUGGAUGGCACUGGGUUUUCUGCACAAAAGGUAUUGGUCACUAUACCACUGGCCUUACUACAGAAAGGUGCCAUUCAGUUUAAUCCACCAUUGUCGGAGAAGAAGAUGAAAGCUAUCAACAGUUUAGGCGCAGGCAUUAUUGAAAAGAUUGCCUUGCAAUUUCCUUACAGAUUUUGGGACAGUAAAGUGCAAGGGGCUGACUUUUUUGGUCACGUUCCUCCUAGUGCCAGCAAACGAGGGCUUUUUGCUGUGUUCUAUGACAUGGAUCCCCAGAAGAAGCACAGUGUGCUAAUGUCGGUGAUUGCUGGGGAGGCUGUGGCAUCCAUCAGGACCCUGGAUGACAAACAGGUGCUACAGCAGUGCAUGACUACACUCCGGGAGCUGUUCAAGGAGCAGGAGGUCCCAGAUCCCACAAAGUACUUUGUGACUCGGUGGAGCACAGACCCUUGGAUCCAGAUGGCAUACAGUUUUGUGAAGACAGGUGGGAGUGGUGAGGCCUAUGAUAUUAUUGCUGAAGAAAUACAAGGAACUGUCUUUUUUGCUGGUGAGGCAACAAACAGGCAUUUUCCACAAACUGUGACAGGGGCAUAUUUGAGUGGUGUUCGAGAAGCAAGCAAGAUUGCAGCAUUUUAAAUAGAAUUUGUUUGGACCCAGAUAUCUUUGUACCCCAAGUGGGAAAGUUUGAAACACAUUUUGAACCUCAGUUACAAGGGUGGCGGGGGGACCUCUGCAUAGCAAAAUUGAAGUGUUUUUUAAGGUGAUCUAAUGUAACCCCACUUCACCACUCUGAAAGCACUGACACCAAAAAUCCUUACGGGCACUUAAAUAUUUAAUUGCAUUGCUCAUAAGUCCAACUAGUGCUAAAAAGUCUAGAUUUCAGAAUAAGGCAGGAUAUAAACUUAAAUUGAGACCUUGGAAAUGAUUUUUCCAUGGUUAGGGGUUCCCUUCAGAUUUGACAUUUUGUUUGGCUGAUAAAUUUUUAUACAUUGAGAAACCAAGUCAAUCAAGCAGGAACCAUUAAAAAAACUAUAUAAAGCCAUGUUUUUCUUCUGUGACAAUUUGUCAGUAUCUUUACCAAUGAGCCUUAAUAUUUUUAUAUAGCUCCAACAUUGAGCUUUUACUUAAAAAUUUAGAUAGAACUUUCUUUUUUUAAAUAGCACUCUCCAGUUGACAGUAAUAUGAAGCUUCUAAACAUUUUAUAUUGUACAUACUUCCCACUGGGUGAUCUAAAUUUAAAUUCAGGUAUCUUUUGUGAUAAAAUAUUUUAGAGUUGUGCAGUUAUUGGCAAAACAAAAUUUCAGUACCUAAACAGUAUAGGCAUUCUGUCAUUAACAGUGAGGCCCACCUAGUGUGGUCUUCAUACUGGAGAUGUAGAUUAUAUACCUUUUCCUUAAAGCCAAAUUUGGGUGGGUGGCAUGCUUUAAAUCUCUCUAGUUUUGGUGACUACUAGCAAAAAGAUCUUGUCAGAAUAAUUUAAUAAACCUCCCCCUCCACUUCUAUUUAAAAAUAACUGAUUUAACCUCUAGGAAUAUUUUUUCACAACGUUUACAGUAUUCCAUAGGCAGGUCCACUGGAAAACUGCAGAAAAAUGUGAGCUAUCCUGGUGAAUAUUACACGUUUUAUAAGCCAUAUCCUGAAAGCCUAAGAACAUGGCAUUUACUUUUCCACUUAAGAUAGAAAAUGGUUUAGUAUGUCACUUUAAUCAUUCGUUUCAGGGUCUUCAUGAUACCUAUUUUGCCAAGAAACUUCAGUUUGCAGGUUAGAAAGAUGCUUUUGUUUAGUCUUAGAACAGUUCUUUCAGUUAUAUUGAUUUGUUUAAAAAAGGGACUAAAUGAUUUUAAAGCCACUUUUCAAAGUAUUAAGGAUUUUUAAAAAUUAAAGCCAGCUUAGCAAUACCUUACAGAAAGUAUGUGCAGUGAACCUUAGUGUUUAGAUACCCCACAUCCACAAAAUGUUACAUACAAAAGAAAGCCAACAACUGUACAUUUCAAAGUUAAUACAGGAAAAUGCUGAUAUUCAUGUCAUUUGUUGAGACUCAUUGGUACUGACUGGAAAGUAUUCUGUUUUAAAGUAUUAUGUAUUAAUGUUUAAUAGCAUGUGUUAAGUGAUUUUGCAAAAUGUUAAAUUUGAAAUGGUUCACAGUAAAUUAUUACUUUAGUUUCUGGGCACUUGGACUUGUACUGUGCUACAAGCAGGAAACACUUACAGCAUGGUAAACGUGUAUUUUUAAAAGAAAUUUCCUGUCUUGGGCUAUACUUUAACAUUUUUGUUAAGGAACUAUGGUACUUCCUUGAGUUACUUUGAAUGUUUCUCAAUGUUGUCUGAAGAUUUUGUAAUUGAGUAGCAGUAAAUGCAGACUUACAAUGUUUUAACUACAGAUGAUGAAUAAAUAGCCAGUUAUGUAAAUCUGCUUAAUAAAAACUAGGGUUGUCUUUCAAA
This is a messenger RNA of Otolemur garnettii (small-eared galago), 4445 nucleotides long. It is a transcript of the gene KDM1B, whose product is annotated as lysine demethylase 1B. Gene Ontology annotation, molecular function: oxidoreductase activity; zinc ion binding; protein binding. Bases 168 to 2639 code for a protein of 823 amino acids. NCBI's taxonomy places the organism in Eukaryota, Metazoa, Chordata, Mammalia, Primates, Galagidae. The record is from RefSeq and is a predicted model, not a curated record. The transcript has 22 exons.